Messenger RNA from Gossypium raimondii (Peruvian cotton), 735 nucleotides. RefSeq lists its product as uncharacterized. NCBI's taxonomy places the organism in Eukaryota, Viridiplantae, Streptophyta, Magnoliopsida, Malvales, Malvaceae. The record is from RefSeq and is a predicted model, not a curated record. Bases 1 to 735 code for a protein of 244 amino acids. The transcript is spliced from 5 exons.
AUGGCUUCUGAAUCAACCAGGAUUUCAAUCAAGCUUUUAAUUGACCAGGAAAGAAACAAGGUAAUUCUAGUUGAAGCUGGUAAUGAUUUUGUCGAUACCCUUGGUGAUAUCCUUAUUUGCGGAAAGUUGAUGAACAGGGAUGUUCCUGGAAGGGAAAUGGAUGUAGUAAAAGAUGAAACUAAGGGAGAGUCCAUGUUUUUCACCACUGAUGGUUUAGUAGUGAUGAAAGGUUUGCCAGGUAAUCUCAUUCAAUUCCUUCAUAAGCUGGGAAUCAAGAAUUUUCAUCAGAUCAAAGAAGAAGUUCUGGAAAUUGAUUCAUAUGAGAUGUCUAAUCUUUUGAGCUAUUCACUGGUCUCAAAGACUACUUUGACUGAUGCUUUACUGAGAAAACAACGAAUUCUCAGUGGUGAAAAGUCCUUGCUCGUAGCUCCAAAUAUGGAGGAGACAGUUGAAAUUGAUGUCAAAACAAGGGUGAAAAUAAUACUGAGGAAGUCUGAUAGGAAAAUAUUAUUCGCUGAAACAAGUGAAGAUUUUGUGGACCUCUUAUUUAGCUUCCUCACCAUACCUUUUGAUUCUGAAUUAAAUAUCCCACUUGUUGACGUUGAACAGCAAGUUAUCAGCAUUGGGCAGGUUGAAGCACUUGCUCUAUUGAAGGCCUGUUUGUGUUCAUCCUCACCUUUAUCAGCUUUAAAGAACUAUAUUGUCAAGAAACGAAAGCGUGAGCCAUUACAGUGA